Messenger RNA from Lolium rigidum, 425 nucleotides. RefSeq lists its product as uncharacterized. Lineage: Eukaryota; Viridiplantae; Streptophyta; Magnoliopsida; Poales; Poaceae. The record is from RefSeq and is a predicted model, not a curated record. The transcript has 2 exons. Bases 1 to 291 code for a protein of 96 amino acids.
AUGGCGGCGGCUGCCUCCAGCGCGUGGAAGACGAGGUGGCUCCGGCCAGAGGCCUACCCGAUCUUCGCGGCGACCGGCGUGGCCGUCGGGAUCUGCGUCAUGCAGCUCGUGCGCAACAUCACCACCAACCCAGAAGUCCGGGUGACCAAGGAGAACAGGGCAGCCGGGAUCCUCGACAACCACGACGAGGGCCGGCGCUACUCCCGCCACCCGUUCAGGAGGUUCAUCGACGGCAAGUCUUCCGAGAUCAUGCCGUCCAUCAACAACUUCUUCACCGACCCCUCAAAGUAGACGACGAGAUCUUCUCUCAAAGAACGGGAUUCUUUCUUUCGCAGCAAGUUUUCUUCUUGAAACAAAAUUGCCAUUAUUUCCCCCGAAUUCGAGUAUGUAUUAAUUAUUAGCCAUGAUUGAUUGCCUGGCUGUGU